Messenger RNA from Neogale vison (American mink), 671 nucleotides. RefSeq names its product histone H2A type 1-B. The coding region runs from base 8 to 400 and encodes 130 amino acids. Gene Ontology annotation, cellular component: nucleosome. The record is from RefSeq and is a predicted model, not a curated record. The transcript has a single exon. Gene Ontology annotation, molecular function: structural constituent of chromatin; protein heterodimerization activity; DNA binding. NCBI's taxonomy places the organism in Eukaryota, Metazoa, Chordata, Mammalia, Carnivora, Mustelidae.
UCUCGGGAUGUCCGGACGCGGGAAGCAGGGCGGGAAGGCGCGCGCCAAGGCCAAGACGCGCUCGUCGCGGGCGGGUCUGCAGUUCCCGGUGGGCCGCGUGCACCGCCUGCUCCGCAAGGGCAACUACUCGGAGCGCGUCGGGGCCGGCGCGCCCGUGUACCUGGCGGCCGUGCUCGAGUACCUGACGGCCGAGAUCCUGGAGCUGGCGGGCAACGCGGCGCGCGACAACAAGAAGACGCGCAUCAUCCCGCGCCACCUGCAGCUGGCCAUCCGCAACGACGAGGAGCUCAACAAGCUGCUGGGCCGCGUCACCAUCGCGCAGGGCGGCGUGCUGCCCAACAUCCAGGCCGUGCUGCUGCCCAAGAAGACCGAGAGCCACCACAAGGCCAAGGGCAAGUAAGGUCUGAAAGUCUCUGAGACCAAAGGCUCUUUUCAGAGCCACCCACCAUUUCUGAGAAAGAACUGAACGAACACUUAUUUCUGAAACUUAAAAGUAACCUAAAUGAAGAACGUGAAAUAACUGGUCUCCCGUUUGAUUUAGCCAAUUCUGAUAAAGUGCUUACAGUGCAUAGUUUUCUUAAUUGUAAAACCACUAAACCAUCUUUUGCCCCCCCAACACUGUUAUGGGCAAUUUGUAAGCUUCUGUCCCAGCAAAUACACUUAACCUGUUA